Molecule: messenger RNA, 1053 nt
Organism: Cygnus olor (mute swan)
Lineage: Eukaryota; Metazoa; Chordata; Aves; Anseriformes; Anatidae
Gene: GINS1
Product: GINS complex subunit 1
Exons: 7
Coding region: 56-643 (195 amino acids)
Biological process (GO): DNA replication; DNA strand elongation involved in mitotic DNA replication
Cellular component (GO): GINS complex
Source: RefSeq, a predicted model, not a curated record
CGCCUCCCAUUGGCUGCGGGCCGGCGCGGCUUUCCCGCGCGCGCGCCGCGGCGGCAUGGCGGGGGAGCGGGCGGUGGGGCUGGUGCGGGAGCUGCAGCGCGCCGCGGGCGGGCACCUGCCGCCGUUCCGGGCGGAGGAGCUGCGGCAGGCGCUGGAGGAGAUGCGGGCGCUGUACGAGCGGAACCAGGCGGACGUGUCCGAAGCGAAGUCGGGCCGGACGGACCUGAUUUUUCUCAUCCGGUUUCGCCACUGCUGCCUGCUGAGGAACCAGCGCUGCGUCGUGGCCUACCUGUACGACCGGUUGCUGCGGAUCCGAGCGCUCAGGUGGGAGUAUGGCAGCAUCCUGCCGAACGCCAUCCAGUUCCACAUGUCAGCUGAGGAAGUGGAGUGGUUCAAUCGGUACAAAAAGUCCCUGGCUACCUACAUGAGGUCAGUAGGAGGAGAGGAGGGGCUGGACCUUACGCAGGACAUAAAACCUCCUAAGAGCCUGUACAUCGAAGUGCGGUGCUUAAGGGACUAUGGAGAAUUUGAGAUUGAAGAUGGAACCACGGUCCUGUUGAAGAAGAAUAGCCAGCACUUUUUGCCCCGCUGGAAAUGCGAGCAGUUAAUCAGACAAGGAGUCUUGGAGCACAUCCUGUCGUAAGCGUGCAGGACAGGAGGGACAGCCUUUGCCUGAUGCCCUGUGCAUAAUGGAGAGCAAACCCUGGUGCGUGCAGGACUUCAGCCACCUCAGCACCUCUGCACGGAGCACCCUGCAGCUCCGUGCAACAGCUAUUACUGCCUGACGUGAAGACCAGCUCCAAGUUUAUAAAGUGUGCAAACCAUACUGGCCAGCGCUGCGUGACCAAAGGGUGCAUACUGGUAACGUAGCAAGCCUAGGAAUCCUGCCAUUGUAUCCAAGCCCCACAGCUACCUGCAGGUUCUGUGAAUGCUGUUGGGCUUGGAGCAGCUCUUUGUUCACCCUGUGCCUUCAUGAGAAAGAGACGGACCAGCUGGGCUGUGGAAGCUGGGAGAACACCACAGCUGCAAAAUAAAGAACUGCUUCAGCCUUCA